UCGCGAGUUAACACUUCACUGUCAGGAGAGUGGGGUUAAGACGAGAGGCAAGCAAAGGGCUGAGAUUUGACCAAAGAAAAAACAACCUUAAAACAGGAUUAAAAUGUUGCAGAGGGCGGCCUCCAAUGUGUCGGACAAAGCAAGGAGCAAGCCUAAGCGCUCUACCAGCUUCGGCAAGUUUGAGGGUCUCAGGCAUCACUCGUCGCAAGCCAAGCCAGAGGAGAAUGGAACAACCAUGCUCACGGAAGAAGGUGAGAUCCCGGACCAGCACAAAUCAGCCGGACUUGGGAAGAAGAUGAAGGCAAUCUCACUGACCAUGCGCCGAAAAAUGGGCAAGAAACACGCCAAGACCUUCUCUGAGGAGACGGGUGACGACACAGACAAAGACCCAGAGGCAGAGACGGAGAGUCCGGCUCCAGCUGAGAAAGACUCUGCAAAGACAAGCAACUCCUUAGAGAGUCUCUACAGCGGACAGAGCUCCUCGAGCGGUGUGACCAGUGAGUCCAACGGUUCUGGUCAGAGAGACAGUCUGAGGCUGGAGGAGGACGGCUCCUAUCAGGGAGAGUUCUGCGGCAAAGCUCGCGUCCACACAGACUUCGUUCCGAGCCCUUAUGACACAGAUUCCCUCAAACUCAAGGUGGGGGACAUCAUCAGCAUCAUCAGUAAGCCUCCAAUGGGCAUCUGGACGGGCAUGCUAAACAACAAAGUGGGCAACUUCAAGUUUAUCUACGUGGACAUUGUGGUGGAGAAAGAGGAGGAAGAAGAAGCAGCUCCCAAGAUCAGACAACAGAAGCUGUGCAAAAGACCUCGGCCUAAAACGCUGCUGGAGUUACUGGAGCGACUGAACCUCGAGGAGUACGCCUCUGCCUUGCUGCUGAACGGCUACCAGACGGUGGAGGACCUGUUGCACCUGCAGGAGAAGCACCUGAUCGAGCUGAACGUCAAAGACCCCGAGCACAGACGCAAGCUCCUCGCUGCUGCUGAGUGCCGCUACACAGAAGGUGAUGACGUGAGGGAGGCGGAGGAGCACAAAUCCUCCCACAUCCUACAGGAAGAAGACAGCGAUUGUCCCCGAGACUCAGGCUGCUUCAUCCCCUCUGAAUGUUCAGACAGCAAGGAGGACACAGAGCCGCUCACAGACGCUGUGGAGUCUUAAUGUGUUUCAUUACUUGUCAGAUGGAUAUGAUAACAUUUGGAAUUCAAUUAUCCUUUACUUUUCUCCAAAUGUCAUGUUAAUAACCCUUAUUCCAACAAGGUAGCCACACGUUUUCCUGCCGUCAACGCAUCUUAAAAGUGUGAUAUGUUUAGGACGGACAACCAAUAUUCUAAAUGUCAUCUUAUCCAUUUGUCACUUUGUCAGCUAAUAAUUAAGUUGUAAGAUUUCUUGAAUUUUUUUAAUUUUAUUUUAUGUUUUUGAAAAGGUGACCUUUCAUUGAUCAAAUGUCACAUGUAUUUAUUGCAUUCUAAAUCAUUCAGUGUUUUUUCCAUAUAAAGCCUUUAUUUAUCGCAUCUGCAUCAUUUUGACCUUUAUUCAUCAAAUCCAAUCUCAGUUCAACAUCCAGUGUUAUCUCUUUCCUAUGAAUUAUUGGUGUUAUUGGUGAAUGGAUGUUUCUGUGAUGGGUUUGAACAAUGCAUUUCUAAUAUUGCCUAUGAUCUAUACUGUACAGGAAAACGUGUAUGUUAUUUUUCUGAAUGUGUGUGGAUGUGUGUGGAUAUGAGAACGAGUGAGAGAGAGCCUGUGUGUGCACUCAUGUGAAAGUCAGAUGUCAACUGUUUUCACAACUUUUUGUAAAUAAAAUCAAAGAAAUACAAUUAC
This is a messenger RNA of Acanthopagrus latus (yellowfin seabream), 1816 nucleotides long. RefSeq names its product SAM domain, SH3 domain and nuclear localisation signals 1a (gene samsn1a). The transcript has 8 exons. The record is from RefSeq and is a predicted model, not a curated record. Gene Ontology annotation, molecular function: protein binding. The coding region runs from base 104 to 1156 and encodes 350 amino acids. NCBI's taxonomy places the organism in Eukaryota, Metazoa, Chordata, Actinopteri, Spariformes, Sparidae.